AUGAGCCAAAUCCUCUUCAAGGUUCCAACAGUGUUGAGCGGCUACUGUCAGAUCCGGUCUCUAUCAACACAUCUCGGAAAGCUCACAAGCCACCCGACGUCCGUCCGUCCAUCACGAGAUGAGAUCAAGUAUGCGCGACUUUCUCCUCAGAAUCUAGAGGUUGCAAUGCGCAGCCUCCACCAGGACGGCCUUGUGGUUAUUGAAAAUGCUAUCCCUCAUGACUGUCUCGACCGACUCAACAAAAAGAUGAUCGAAGAUGCCUACUCUCUUCAGUCCAGGAAAGGAGACAGUCCAUUCAACUAUAACCCCGGAAAUAUUCAGCAGGACGCUCCUCCGGUAAGGGAAUACUUCGAACCCAGUAUUUUCAUGAACCCCAUCGCCACUCAAAUCACCUCGUCAGCACUGGGACCCCGCCCAAAAUGGACAUUUUGCUCGGGAAAUACUGCAAUGCCCCCGACUGCAGAGAGUCCCCCGAUGUCUCAGCCUGUCCAUUCAGACGCAGACUUUGCUCACCCAACACAUCCUUUCGCAUACGUCAUCAAUGUCCCCCUCAUCACCAUGACCCCGGAGAAUGGCUCCACCGAGGUAUGGCUGGGAACACACACUGACGCGGGGCUACAUGUUCAAGAAGGGUUGCACGGCGAACGUGCCAGUGGUCGCAUCAAGCCUACCGAGCUAGAGAAGCGCCGUCUAGACAGUCCGCCGUGUCAACCCGUGGUGCCAAAGGGCUCUCUGGUUGUUAGAGACCUUCGCCUCUGGCAUGCUGGAGUUGGCAAUCAGACUGAGGACCCUCGAGUCAUGCUGGCAAUGAUCCACUUUGCUUCGUGGUAUAGGAACCCUAUGAAACUUGAAUUUGCGGAUGAUCUGAAGCCUGUAGUCGAGGGUCAGACUGAGCUGGAGGUUCCUGUGGAAUGGGUGAGUAAGUCGGAAGCACUUUCCCGCUAUCUGAACCGUGGCUUUGGCAAUGCGUAUGAUUUCAAUCAGUACCCUUGA
This is a messenger RNA of Penicillium verrucosum, 993 nucleotides long. RefSeq names its product phytanoyl-CoA dioxygenase family protein. The coding region runs from base 1 to 993 and encodes 330 amino acids. The record is from RefSeq and is a predicted model, not a curated record. The transcript has 3 exons. Lineage: Eukaryota; Fungi; Ascomycota; Eurotiomycetes; Eurotiales; Aspergillaceae.